Molecule: messenger RNA, 2290 nt
Organism: Onychomys torridus (southern grasshopper mouse)
Lineage: Eukaryota; Metazoa; Chordata; Mammalia; Rodentia; Cricetidae
Gene: Slc6a6
Product: solute carrier family 6 member 6
Exons: 15
Coding region: 285-2150 (621 amino acids)
Biological process (GO): taurine transmembrane transport; sodium ion transmembrane transport; neurotransmitter transport
Cellular component (GO): plasma membrane
Molecular function (GO): taurine:sodium symporter activity
Source: RefSeq, a predicted model, not a curated record
UCCACCCAGCAGGAUGGGUGAUGCGGAGAGCUGCUUGUUCAGACAACAGACACGCGAGGUCAGGGAGAAGCCGCUUAUAAAUUACCGCUUCCUCCGCGCCGCCGCCAGCGUCGUGCUCCGGGACCUGCUUGCAGUCGAGCUCCAGUGCCCAGGCGCCAACGCUGCGAUCGCCACCAGCCCCGCCAGUCCCGCCAGUCCUGGGCCAUCCGCCGUGGGCUUAGCCACCCAGGCGCAGAGCCAGCCCCACAGCCUCUUCAGAGGAGCCUCUCAAGCAAAACGAGGAAAUGGCCACCAAAGAGAAGCUGCAAUGUCUGAAAGACUUCCACAAAGACAUCCUGAAGCCUUCGCCAGGGAAGAGCCCAGGCACACGGCCUGAGGAUGAGGCUGAGGGGAAGCCCCCUCAGAGGGAGAAGUGGUCCAGCAAGAUUGACUUUGUGCUGUCUGUGGCCGGAGGCUUCGUGGGUUUGGGCAACGUCUGGCGUUUCCCGUACCUCUGCUACAAAAAUGGUGGAGGUGCUUUCCUCAUACCGUAUUUUAUUUUCCUGUUCGGGAGCGGCCUGCCUGUGUUUUUCCUGGAGGUCAUCAUAGGCCAGUACACCUCAGAAGGGGGCAUCACCUGCUGGGAGAAGAUCUGCCCCUUGUUCUCUGGCAUUGGCUACGCAUCCAUCGUCAUUGUGUCCCUCCUGAAUGUGUACUACAUUGUCAUCCUGGCCUGGGCCACAUACUACCUGUUCCAGUCCUUCCAGAACGAGCUUCCCUGGGCCCACUGCAACCACAGCUGGAACACCCCACAUUGCAUGGAGGACACCCUGCGUAAGAAUGAGAGUCUCUGGGUCGCCAUUAGCACCACCAACUUCACCUCACCUGUCAUCGAGUUCUGGGAGCGCAAUGUGCUCAGCCUGUCCUCCGGAAUCGACAACCCAGGCGCUCUGAAAUGGGACCUUGCACUCUGCCUCCUCUUGGUGUGGCUCGUCUGCUUUUUCUGCAUCUGGAAGGGGGUUCGAUCUACAGGCAAGGUUGUCUACUUUACCGCCACUUUCCCAUUUGCCAUGCUUCUGGUGCUGCUGGUCCGUGGACUGACCCUGCCAGGUGCUGGUGAAGGCAUCAAAUUCUACCUGUACCCUGACAUCAGCCGCCUCGAGGACCCACAGGUGUGGAUCGACGCCGGAACCCAGAUAUUCUUUUCCUAUGCCAUCUGCCUGGGGGCCAUGACCUCCCUGGGAAGCUACAACAAGUACAAGUAUAACUCGUACAGGGACUGUAUGCUGCUGGGAUGCCUGAACAGUGGUACCAGUUUUGUGUCUGGCUUCGCAAUUUUUUCCAUCCUGGGCUUCAUGGCACAAGAGCAAGGGGUGGACAUUGCUGAUGUGGCUGAGUCAGGUCCUGGCUUGGCCUUCAUUGCCUACCCAAAAGCUGUGACCAUGAUGCCGCUGCCCACCUUUUGGUCCAUUCUGUUUUUUAUUAUGCUCCUCUUGCUUGGACUGGACAGCCAGUUUGUUGAAGUCGAAGGACAGAUCACAUCCUUGGUUGAUCUUUACCCGUCCUUCCUAAGGAAGGGUUAUCGUCGGGAAAUCUUCAUCGCCAUCGUGUGUAGCAUCAGCUACCUGCUGGGGCUGACGAUGGUGACGGAGGGUGGCAUGUAUGUGUUUCAACUCUUUGACUACUAUGCAGCUAGUGGUGUAUGCCUUUUGUGGGUUGCAUUCUUUGAAUGUUUUGUUAUUGCCUGGAUAUAUGGCGGUGAUAACUUAUAUGACGGUAUUGAGGACAUGAUUGGCUACCGGCCUGGGCCCUGGAUGAAGUACAGCUGGGCUGUCAUCACCCCAGCUCUCUGUGUCGGAUGUUUCAUCUUCUCUCUUGUCAAGUAUGUACCCCUGACCUACAACAAAGUCUACGUGUACCCCGACUGGGCGAUUGGGCUGGGCUGGGGCCUGGCCCUUUCCUCUAUGGUGUGUAUUCCCAUGGUCAUUGUCAUCCUCUUCUGCCGGACGGAGGGACCGUUCCGCGUGAGAAUCAAAUACCUGAUAACCCCCAGGGAACCCAACCGCUGGGCUGUGGAGCACGAGGGGGCCACGCCCUUCAACUCCCGCUCUAACCUCAUGAAUGGCGCACUCAUGAAACCCAGUCACGUCAUCGUGGAGACCAUGAUGUGAGGUCCGGGCCAUGCGACAGGCGCCGCUCUCCUGCUGUUUACUAAUGUUAGAUUCUCAUAGGACCAGGUUUACAGAGCUUUAUAUUUGUACUAGGAUUUUUUUUUAAUUGUCACAGAAAAUGUUACUCUGUGUGUGUGUGU